CGCGCGGAGCAUCCUGGGUACUGUCAUGGCGGCUCAGAUCGGCGCUGUUUGUUAAACGUUGUUGUAGAAUUCAAAAAAAGUAUCCGUCCACCACAUACACACACAUCGGGUCUCCGGAUCGUUUCCGAAGCUAGACGGUUGUGUGAAUCCUGCCGACAUGGCGUCCACGGCGGCCGGGAAGCAGAGGAUCCCCAAAGUGGCGAAGGUGAAGAACAAAGCGCCGGCGGAAGUGCAGAUCACCGCCGAGCAGCUGCUCCGCGAGGCCAAGGAGCGCGAGCUCGAGCUGCUGCCACCGCCACCCAAGCAGAAGAUCACAGAUGAAGAGGAGCUCAACGACUACAAGCUGAAGAAGAGGAAGGGGUUUGAGGACAACAUCCGCAAGAACCGAACGGUGAUCAGCAACUGGAUCAAGUACGCCCAAUGGGAGGAGAGCCUGAAGGAGGUCCAAAGGGCGCGCUCCAUCUACGAGCGUGCGCUGGACGUGGACCACCGCAACAUCGCCCUCUGGCUGAAGUACGCCGAGAUGGAGAUGAAGAACCGGCAGGUGAACCACGCCCGCAACAUCUGGGACCGCGCCAUCACCAUCCUGCCCCGCGUCAACCAGUUCUGGUAUAAGUACUCGUACAUGGAGGAGAUGCUGGGCAACGUGGCGGGCUGCCGGCAGGUGUUUGAGCGCUGGACGGAGUGGGAGCCAGAGGAGCAGGCCUGGCACUCCUACAUCAACUUCGAGCUGCGCUACAAGGAGGUGGACAAGGCCCGCAGCAUCUACGAGCGCUUCGUCCUGGUUCACCCCGACGUGAAGAACUGGAUCAAGUACGCCCGCUUCGAGGACAAGCACGGCUACAUCGCCCACGGCCGGCGAGUGUUCGAGCGCGCCGUGGAGUUCUUCGGCGAGGAGCACGUGGACGAGAGGCUGUUCGUGGCCUUCGCCCGCUUCGAGGAGAUGCAGAAGGAGAUGGAGCGCGUCCGGGUCAUCUACAAGUACGCCCUGGAGCGGAUCCCCAAGACGCAGGCCCAGGAGCUCUUCAAGAACUACACCAUGUUCGAGAAGAAGUUCGGAGACCGCCGCGGCAUCGAGGACGUCAUCGUCAACAAGAGGAGGUUCCAGUACGAGGAGGAGGUCAAGGCUAACCCUCACAACUACGACGCCUGGUUCGACUACCUGCGCCUGGUGGAGAGUGAUGCCGAGGCGGACGCGGUGAGGGACGUGUACGAGCGUGCCAUCGCCAACAUGCCCCCCAUCCAGGAGAAGAGGCACUGGCGCCGCUACAUCUACCUGUGGAUCAACUACGCCCUCUACGAGGAGCUGGAGGUCAAGGACCCGGAGAGGACGCGACAGGUGUACCAGGCCUGUCUGGACCUCAUCCCUCACAAGAAGUUCACCUUCGCCAAGAUGUGGCUCCUCUACAGCCAGUUCGAGAUCCGCCAGAAGAACCUUCCCGCCGCCCGCAGGGGCCUGGGCUCGGCCAUCGGGAAGUGCCCCAAGAACAAGCUGUUCAAGGGCUACAUCGAGCUGGAGCUGCAGCUGCGCGAGUUCGACCGCUGCCGGAAGCUGUACCAGAAGUACCUGGAGUUCAGCCCCGAGAACUGCUCCACCUGGAUCAAGUUCGCCGAGCUGGAGACCAUCCUGGGCGACGUGGAGCGAGCCCGCGCCAUCUUCGAGCUCGCCAUCGGACAGCCCCGCCUGGACAUGCCCGAGGUGCUGUGGAAGUCCUACAUCGACUUUGAGAUCGAGCAGGAGGAGUUCGACCACACCAGGGACCUGUACCAGAGACUGCUGCAGCGCACCCAGCACGUUAAGGUCUGGAUCAGCUUCGCUAAGUUCGAGCUGUCGGUGGAGGCGCCGCAGCGGCUGCAGCGCAGCCGGCAGAUCUACGAGGAGGCCAACAAGAGCAUGAGGAGCUGUGAGGAGAAGGAGGAGCGGCUGAUGCUCAUGGAGGCGUGGCGCGACCUGGAGGCCGCCUUCGGCUCGGACGAGGACCUGGAGCGGGUCUCCAAGCUGCUCCCCGAGAAGGUCAAGAAGAGGAGGAAGCUGACCGCCGAGGACGGGUCGGACGCGGGCUGGGAGGAGUACUACGACUACAUCUUCCCCGAGGACGCGGCUAACCAGCCCAACCUCAAGCUGCUGGCCAUGGCCAAGAUGUGGAAGAGGCAGCAGCAGGCGGAGGACGAGGACGAGGAGGAGGCGGAGGACAAGGACGAGGAGGACGAGGAGAAGGAGGACGAGGAGAAGGAGGACGAGGAGAAGGAGGACGAGGAGAAGGAGGACAAGGAGAAGGACGAGGAGGCGGUGGACAUGGAGGACAAGGAGAAGGACGACGAGGAGGAGGCCCCAGCAGAAGGAAAACCUCAGGAGGAGGGGGAGGAAGGAGAGGCAUCGUCAGAGAAGCCCGCCGGCAAAUCAACGGCUGAAGACCCAGAAGACCCCAGGGGGGAGGAGAAGGAGAAGUCGAGGGGAGAGGAGAGGCACAAUGGGGAGGAGGAGAGGCAGCCUAGGGAGGAGGAGAAGGAGAAGGAGAGGAAGCCUAGGGAGGAGGAGAUGGAGAUGGAGAUGGAGAAGGAGAGGAAGCCUAGGGAGGAGGAGAGGAAGCCUAGGGAGGAGGAGAGGGAGAGGAAGCCUAGGGAGGAGGAGAGGAAGCCUAGGGAGGAGGAGAGGGAGAGGCCCAGGAGGGAGGAGAGGAGCAGGGGUGAGGAGAGGGAGAGAUCUAGGGGUGAGGAGAGGGAGAGAUCUAGGGGUGAGGAGAGGGAGAGAUCUAGGGGUGAGGAGAGGGAGAGAUCUCGGGGUGAGGAGAGGGAGAGGCAGCCUAGGGAGGGGGAGAGGCCUAGGAGGGGUGAGGAGAGGGAGAGGGAGAGGAGCCGGGGUGAGGAGAGGAAGAGACCUAGGGGUGAGGAGAAGCAGUCUAGGGGUGAGGAGAAGCAGCCUAGGGGUGAGGAGAAGCAGUCUAGGGGUGAGGAGAAGCAGCCUAGGGGUGAGGAGAAGCAGUCUAGGGGUGAGGAGAAGCAGCCUAGGGGUGAGGAGAAGCAGUCUAGGGGUGAGGAGAAGCAGCCUAGGGGGGAGGAGAAGCAGCCUAGGGGUGAGGAGAAGCAGCCUAGGGGUGAGGAGAAGCAGCCUAGGGGGGAGGAGAAGCAGCCUAGGGGGGAGAAGCCUGCCCCUGAUGGCAGUAGCAGUAGCAGCAGCAGCGGCAGCAGCAGCAGCAGCGAUAGUGAUGAGGAGGGUUCUGGCCAGAAGAAGGAGUAGCUUACACCGUCUCGGGGAGUCUCACCAUGUGGGGUGGGGUAUGUGAGGGAGGGGUCUUCACAAUGUGG
This is a messenger RNA of Gadus macrocephalus (Pacific cod), 3306 nucleotides long. It is a transcript of the gene crnkl1, whose product is annotated as crooked neck pre-mRNA splicing factor 1. The coding region runs from base 158 to 3238 and encodes 1026 amino acids. Gene Ontology annotation, cellular component: Prp19 complex; precatalytic spliceosome; U2-type catalytic step 2 spliceosome. The transcript has 14 exons. Gene Ontology annotation, biological process: spliceosomal complex assembly; mRNA splicing, via spliceosome. NCBI's taxonomy places the organism in Eukaryota, Metazoa, Chordata, Actinopteri, Gadiformes, Gadidae. The record is from RefSeq and is a predicted model, not a curated record. Gene Ontology annotation, molecular function: protein binding.